Molecule: messenger RNA, 443 nt
Organism: Anolis carolinensis (green anole)
Lineage: Eukaryota; Metazoa; Chordata; Lepidosauria; Squamata; Anolidae
Gene: tomm7
Product: translocase of outer mitochondrial membrane 7
Exons: 3
Coding region: 76-243 (55 amino acids)
Biological process (GO): protein import into mitochondrial matrix
Cellular component (GO): mitochondrial outer membrane translocase complex
Source: RefSeq, a predicted model, not a curated record
GCAUGCGCAGUAGCACAUGUGCGUGAGCGAGGGGGCCGGCAUUUUCCCUCCUAUUCCUCCUCCUCCGCCGCCGCCAUGCCGAAGCUGAGCAAAGAGGCCAAGCAGCGCCUACAGAACGUCUUCAAAGGCGCCCAGUUCACCAUCCGGUGGGGCUUCAUUCCGGUCGUGCUCUAUCUAGGUUUUAAGAGGGGCGCAGAUCCUGGAAUGCCCGAGCCAACCUUUUUGAGUCUGCUGUGGGGCUGAAUAAAUUAACCAAAACAUGUGGAAGCGGCUGUUGAAGAUGUGUACAUUCCGGAGGCUGGAAAGGAGACGUGUUAUGAUACUGUGCUACUGGCCAGUUGUUUCCUGACUGUAUAGAAUGUAUUUAACAAUACAGUGAAAAUUCUGUCAAUCUAAUUUAUUUACUACAAUGACUUUUAUUUGAAUAAAUAUUUAGUCUGAAA